UGUCUGCAUUGCGAGGUUAGGGCACAGAUGGAAAUCUUCCCAAGACCCACCCUCUGGGCUCUCCCAAGUCCCGUGGUCACCAAGGGAGCGGACGUGACCCUCAGGUGCCAGGGCCGACUGGGGAGUGACAGAUUCCAGCUCUGGAUGGAUGGAGAGCUCAGAGAGGAGAGAAAUGACUCGUGGUCACAGGCAGACUUUGUGCUCAGGAAAGUAGAUGACUGGAGAGAUGCCAGAAGCUACAGGUGCCGCUCUGGAAAGGGGCCCUUGUGGUCAGAGUACAGUGAACCCCUGGCCCUGAUGGUGACAGGUGAGGGGUGCAGGUAUCAAACCAUCCUUUGGGGGAAGGCCAGUCCUCGGAGAGGAGCCCCACAUCCAACUCUAGAGAGAUUGGAUGGGAUUGGGGAGAUCAGGCCAUUAACUUUCUUCCUUCCUCCUUUAUCAGGAGCCUUCUCCAAACCCAAGAUUGGAGCCUUACAAGGACACUUGAUAUCUCCAGGGGAAACAGUAACCAUCUGGUGCCAAAUGUUUGCACAGUACACCACUCAGGACUACAGUUUUGCCCUGCUGGAUGGAAAGAGUCUGGAGCCCUUACUGUUACAGAUCCCUGUAGAGCCCAGGAUUGAAUUUUCAUUUCCAUCGCUGGGGACCGAGGAUACUGGGAGCUACAGGUGUAUUUACUACAAGAAGACACCACCACACAGAGCAUCCCAUCUUAGCCCAGUGGUGAAGCUGACUGUGCCUGGACAACUACCCAGACCCACUCUGUGGGCCCAGCCGGGCGUUGUGGUGGUCCCAGGGACUAACAUCACUUUCUGGUGCUCAAGGCCCAGGCUGGCUUCAUCUGAGGAGGUGACAUACACUCUGUGGAAGAUGGGAACCCAGCAGCCCUUACAGAACCAGAAGUCAGCAGAUCUCUGGACUGGCUUCUCUCUCCCUUCUGUCAGACCUGAGGACACUGGGAGCUACAGAUGUACUUACAAGAACAUUACAGCCUCAGGUGCACAAUCAGAGUUCAGUGAGGCCCUGGAGCUGGGGGUAACAGGAUCUCUUCCCAAGCCUUCUCUCUCAGCUCUCCCAGGCCUGGUGGUGGAGCCUGGGCAGCAUGUGACUCUCCAGUGCAGGAAGCCCCCUCAGUCAGCACUAUGGACAGCAACAUUCACUCUGCUGAAAAUGGGCAGCCCUCAACCCCUGCAGAGUCAGAACACAUCUGGCAGCUCGGCUUACUUCCCCCUCCUCUCUGUGAGGGCCCAGGAUGCUGGCAACUACACCUGUGUCUACUCUGAAAGAAUGGCUCCUUACCGGGUGUCGGAGCCCAGUGAUGCCCUAGAGAUCUGGGUGACAGAUGCCCUCCCCAAGCCUUCCCUCUCAGCCUGGCCUGGUCUAGAGGUAGCCUUGGGGAGCAAUGUGAUCCUCCUUUGCUGGGGACCCUCAUGGAUUCCUAGGUUUGUUCUAUACAAGAAGGGAGUUGAAGGAAUUCUUCACAGCAUGGAAGCCCAUGAAGACCGGGGCAGGUUCUUUUUGACCCAUGUAACCUCCAAGGACUCUGGCAAUUACAGCUGCAGCUAUCAGCUGGGCACCAAGGAAAGUCUCUGGAAGCAGUCUAGUGAUGUCCUGGAGCUUCUAGUAAGAGAGCCAAGUAACAACCUCAUCAUCAUCUUCAGCUGUGUUUUCUUUUUGUUCUUCCUUCUUUGCCUUCUCUUGCUUGCACUCCACUACCAUGGGUCCAUUCCUCUGGGAUCUUUGCAGGAAUAUAUUCCUAAAAGCUGUUUUUGUUGCUCUUGUCUUCCUUGGAAUACCUGCAAGACCCAUCAUGCUGAGGCACCCAGAGAGGAAAGGCCAUAUGAAGAAGAGACCAGGGAAACAACAAGGGGACCAUUGGUUCCCAUGGCCAACGAUCCACAGGAAGUGAUUUACACUCAGCUGAACAUAAAAACAUUGAAUAAGAGGAAAACUGACACCAAGAAGACACCAACAGAAGCCACACUCGAUGCCACUGUAUAUUUAGACUGAGGUUUGGGCACUUUUACAAAGGAAUUUUUUCCCUUCUUCUCUUCUCCUCUCUCUCACCCUUAUUUUGUCUGUUCCUUAACAGCCAUGUUAAGCCAUGAUAACUAUUAGGAAUAUUCACUGUGGUAUAGACUUGUACAAAUCCAGUAGAUCAAUCUUAAGGUGGGAGGGAAAAGGGGAAGAGAAUCUGGAACUUAAACAUUUUGUUUAAAUAUGUUAAAAUUGGUUUUUACAUAUGACUGGGGUAAAAUAACGUACUAGAUAAAACAAAAACAGCUCCUAGUUCAUUGCUUUCCUUACUUUCAAUUUUAAUAAUUUUUCUUUGAUUUUCAGAAAUUCUAAUUAAGUAUUUAAUUGUGCAUUUUAAAUUUGAAAUUUUUACUUCCAUACCCAAAUGAUUGAUCUCCUUUCCCCUAUUUUGCAUCAGAGAUAUAAAUUUUCCCCAAAGCACUACUUCAACUGCAUCCCUUAAAUUUUGCUGUAUUGUUCUAUUGUUGUCAUUCUCUUUAAUGAAAUUAUGGAUCAUUUCUAUGACUUUUUUCUUUGACCCACUCAUUCUUUUGGAAUAGAUUAUUAAAUUUAAUUGCUAUAUUUAAGAUCAUGAUUGUUA
Messenger RNA from Antechinus flavipes (yellow-footed antechinus), 2617 nucleotides. RefSeq names its product immunoglobulin superfamily member 1-like. NCBI's taxonomy places the organism in Eukaryota, Metazoa, Chordata, Mammalia, Dasyuromorphia, Dasyuridae. Bases 28 to 2010 code for a protein of 660 amino acids. The record is from RefSeq and is a predicted model, not a curated record. Gene Ontology annotation, cellular component: plasma membrane. The transcript is spliced from 11 exons.